AUGGCUCCGAAGGGUCACUUCCACCGGCCGUGCGUGAUUCUUCCCUCCGGAUUUUGGUUCCGGCGUUGCUUUCAUCCUAAAAGAACUUUUACUGCCGCGUUAGUAUGCGCCCUAUAUUUCUUUUUCACCCAAGUGGGCCUUUCCCAACGGAGCCCCACCUGGAUUAUAGCCGGACGGAACCAAGUCAAUCCAAAAGGGGUGUUAAAUUUAGGUUUGUUAAACGCAAACUCGGCGGUUCCGACCCGCUCCAAUGUGGUGUACAUCACCCUCAAAUCAAAACGCCUCAAGCCGUCCAACAUUCGCGGCACGGUGCGACCCAAACUGCGGAGGAAAGCGAGAAGAACUACGCAUCCGCAUUGGAAUAUACAGGACGGUACAGGAGCGGAGGGUCCUGUCAGUUCUAUCCGGAUAUACAGCCGCUCCCCUCCGCCGUGGCUGAGCGCGCGCGAUGUGGGUACCAUGCGCGCUCUCGCCGGGGCCAAAGUUUUAAGCGUCCAACACCAACCGACACAAGAAGCUCCGUGGCCCCUCUUGGUCUUCGAGGGAACCCGCCCGGAGGAUGGCAACGCUGCGUGCGGACUCGCUCAUGGCCCGGCGGACUCAGUGGAGGUGUUCGCUUUUCAUUUGGAUCGAGUUCUCGGACUCAACAGAACUUUACCAGCUGUCAAUAGGAAGUUGACCUUUUUACACGAUGGCCAGCCUAGUCCAGUCGUGGCGUGGGAGGGACCUCUCUACCCUGAUGGUGUGAUCCUAACGUGGGCUGAGUACCAGAAAUCCCUGAAACAGCGGUGCUGGAUUGGGAACAUUGCUCCGAGGCCCGAGUCGGGCUGCUCCGUCAUCCAUCACUACGAAUGGAGCAGACUAGCGCUCUUUGAUUUCCUCUUGCAGAUUCACAACCGUCUAGACCCCAGCUGCUGUGGGUUCAAACCACGGCAGCAGGACGGGUGUCAUCAGCCCGGCCGCCAUUUUGAAUGCGAGCAGAGGGACAGCAUCCGACUGGCGAAUGUGGUGCACAGGCGCGACAACCCGCAUCGCCUGGUACUCACCGUCAACAAGGGCUUCUUUGAUCGCAAUGAGGACAACCUGGACUUCAUGCUGCUGGAGGGGAUAAAGGAGCUUCCCGAGCACGCCGUGUCAAUCCUGAGGAGCGGCCGUCUACGGGAAAAACUGCUGCAGUCGCUCUUUAUGGACCAGACGUAUUGGGAGAGUCAGGGCGGGCGACUCGGCAUUGACAAGCUGAUAGAUGUUGUGGAGUGCCGGGCCCAGGUUCUCCUCACGUACGCUAACGGUCAUGGCAUUAGGACGUUCCACAUGACCGAGUGA
Messenger RNA from Nerophis lumbriciformis (worm pipefish), 1323 nucleotides. The record is from RefSeq and is a predicted model, not a curated record. Lineage: Eukaryota; Metazoa; Chordata; Actinopteri; Syngnathiformes; Syngnathidae.